Molecule: messenger RNA, 4205 nt
Organism: Pelodiscus sinensis (Chinese soft-shelled turtle)
Lineage: Eukaryota; Metazoa; Chordata; Testudines; Trionychidae
Source: RefSeq, a predicted model, not a curated record
AUGGGGCCCUCCCUGAACUCAGCCGGGCGCCGGGUGGGGCCCCAUGUUUGCCUCUCGGGCUUUGGGAGCGGAUGCUGCCCUGGGUGGAUGCCGUCCCCAGCCAGUGGGCAGUGCACCCUGCCACUCUGCUCCUUCGGCUGUGGCAGCGGCUGGUGCAUCGCCCCCAACGUCUGCUCCUGCCGGGAUGGAGAGCAGGGCAUCACCUGCCCAGAUCUGCCGGGUGCCUGCGGGGAGUACGGCUGUGACCUCGCCUGCAACCAUGGUGGCUGCCGGGAGGUGGCCCGUGUCUGCCCACUGGGUUUCUCCAUGGUGGAGACGACCAAUGGUGUGCGCUGUACAGACAUUGACGAGUGCCUGAGUGCCUCCUGCCAGGGGUUGUGUGUCAACACGGAGGGCGGCUUCGUGUGUGAGUGCGGCCCGGGCUUGCGGCUCGCUGCCGACCGUCACAGCUGCCAGGAUACGGACGAGUGUCUAGCCACCCCGUGCCAGCACCGGUGCAAGAACAGCGUCGGCAGCUACCGCUGCUUCUGUCGCCCCGGUUACCACCUGCACAGCAACCAGCACUCCUGCCUGGAUGUGAACGAGUGCCGCCGGGCCAGCGAGAGGCGCCCCUGCCAGCAUGCCUGUCACAACGGCCCCCCCGGCUACCGGCUCAGCGGGGACAGGGUGUCCUGCGAAGGUAAGGAGCCCUGCAGGGUGGCCUGUUCCCACCCGCUGCCCCUGAAGGAUGGGGGGUGCUGCCCCAGCUGCUCAGGCUGUUGGCACGAGGGGGUCGCCCGGGCGGAGGGGGACGUGUUCUCUGUGGCCGACGGGAAUUGCACAGUCUGCAUGUGCCUGGCUGGCAACAUCUCCUGCAUCUCCCCUGAGUGCCCUCCGGGCCUCUGCCUCAGCCCUGCCCAGGCCGACUGCUGCUCCUGCCAGCCAGCAACGUGCGAUUUCCACGGGCGCACGUAUGUGCACGGAGCCGAGUUCAGCUUGGACGGUGACAACUGUACCACCUGCGUCUGCAGGGGUGGUGAGGUGGAGUGCUCCUUUGUUCCCUGCCCCGAGCUGGCCUGUCCCCGCCAGGACUGGCUGCUGGCCCCCGGCCACUGCUGCUUCUCCUGCCGGGAGCCUGCACCAGUGUCAGGGUGCUUCGUGGACGACAAUGGGGUAGAGUUUCCAAUCGGACAGAUCUGGUCUCCGGGUGAUCCCUGUGAGUUUUGCAUCUGCCAGGCAAACGGCUCGGUGAGCUGCAAAAGGACGGACUGCUUGGAGACGUGUCCUCACCCCAUUCAGAUCCCUGGCCAGUGCUGCCCAGACUGCUCAGCAGGCUGCACCUACAUGGGAAGGAUCUUCUACAACAACGAAACGUUCCCCUCUGCCCUAGACCCCUGCCUCAGCUGUAUCUGCCUGCUGGGCUCUGUGGCUUGCUCCCCUGUGGACUGCAUCGUCUUCUGUGUGUACCCCUUUCAUCCGGAGGGAGAAUGCUGCCCUGUCUGUUAUGAUUGCAACUACGAAGGCAGGAAGGUGGUGAACGGACAGACGUUCGUGCCGGAGGGUGAGCCCUGCAUUCGCUGCACCUGCCAGCUGGGGGAGGUGAGCUGUGAGAAGAGGCCUUGCACCCGUUCCUGCACAGAGCCUUCAGCGCCGCCCGCCGCCUGCUGCCCUGCCUGCCAAGACACCCCAGUCCUUCUGGAGAGCAGCCCGGUCCCUGUCCAGGUGGACGACGCGGAGCCUGGGAAAUCCCUACCCCGCAAUCCCAGAGAGAACUCCAUGUCCUUGCCCAGGGCCAGCGACUGCCACCUCUGCCCCAGCCCCCCUGGUCCUGCCUCUCCCAGCCCAGAGCGCCGGCUCCUCGCAGGAAGGAACGUGAUCCCCCAGGACGCUGGGCCCGUGAACACACCUGGGCCCCUUCCCUCCAGGCCUGGCUCCUUUGGAUCUAGUACGGCUCCCCCGGGGCCUUCCCUGCCCCCUACCGUUCUGAUGGAAACCUCUGGACCCACAACAGCACCUCCAAGCCCUGAUCAGCCCCCUUCGUCUGCCUCCGCAGGGCCUAGCACUGCCCCCUUGGCCCUGACCCAGAGCCCCGGCAUGGUCCCGGCUCCUCAGAAGCAUUCCACGCUCCCCUCCGAGGGAGCGGAGCCAUCACCGCAAGGGGAGAGCACGCCCAGCCGGCCAGCUCCGUAGUGCCCCUCGCCAAGGGGAUGGGGUGCGCUCCCUCUGUUGCAGCCGUGUGAGGAGGAGGAAGCUGGCAGCAGCACCGAGUUUAAUGCAAUGGGGUGUGGGCGGGAGGGAACAAUUGCUUGUGCUGAGCAAUGUGCAUGGGAAGGACGGCUGCCUCUUCCCCGGCCUGUGCCCCACCCGCUCCCUCCCUGGAUCCUGCCGGAUAGAAGGUGCCUCAAAGGGCCACACCAGCUACACAGCCCGCUGGUGGGGAGGAGGUGGCAUGGCCCCGCUUUGGCUGCCUGAGCAAUCCCAGCUGAUGAGGGGAGCCAUGAUGCCGCUCGGGGAAGACGGGCGGCUCAGCUGAGAUACAUGCGGUUUUCCGGGUACGUGUGAGCGGCCUGCCUCCCUGCAGCAAAUGUAGAAGGACAUGGAAGGACCCAGCUCCCCGCGUUGGAUGGGACAUGCUCACCUGGUCCCAAGGGGUGAUCCCUGGGCAGUGCUCCUGUGAUAGAUGAAUCUCCCUACCUUCUGGGUGGUCCCUGCCUCAGCCAGGUCCAGGGCCCCUGGCUGUGGAUCCCCAGAUCUCGUGUCACUUCUUACAGACUCUUGUUGAAACCUUAGGACUGAGGUUUCAAAACUUCCAAAGGAAUUUGAACACCCAGUCCACACCUGGGGAUCCAGUGCCCCUGGCCCGCUUUGCAAGUCCUACUCUAGAUUCCUUGGGACUGCUGGGGAGCCUCAUGGCCUACCCUGCUGGACGGGGCUGGGUAGAUUUCCCAAGCAGGUAUCUGAUCUCCCAUCAGGACCAGCCUUGCCCGGUCGCUGCCGAAGAGUAGUAAAGAUUUCCCUACUCACCCACACGGUCCCUGCUGCCACCUACAGCUGCCUGGGCAAACUGGAUGGGCCCUGCAGCCCUCAGGCUGAUCCCUCAAUGGUGGAGUUGAGGGAUCUCAACAGGAGGUGGCAGGUUCUUCCUCUGUGUCUCCUCAGCCAGCCCUGCAUGUGGCUCCGCAUGCAGCAGCCCAUCUCUGCCGCAGGAGGGGCCGCAGGUGUCUGAUGUGAAGCGGACACGAAGCAGGGAGCCUAUGGCUGUCCUUUCCUGCUCCCCCCAAGCAACUUCACUCAGCUCCUGGCGAGGAGCGGGGAGAGGAUGGAUCCCUGUGGGAGCCCGUAGCUGGGAGCAGGUGUCCUUGGUACAGCUUGGGAGGAACAAUCUCUGGGCCUUUCCCCUGUGCAGAGGGAGCUCACAGUCUCUGCUCAUUGCUCUGCGAUGGGUGAAGGAUUCCCAGUUCAAGCCAGUGACUAAAGUCCUUUCACUGAGUUAGUCAUGCCAGCUGCUGCCACUGGGUGCCGACAUAGGCUGAAGGAUUUCCUUGGGGACUCCCCUCGGAGGGACUCAAACCCACCAUGGCCUCCUGGCUUCCUGCAGCCGCUGCCUGUGUGCUGAAUGGGACAGAUAAGUCCCCUCUUGCAUCCAGGUCUGUGGCCACCCCCUCAGGCACCUGCGUCUUCCCUCUGCCUGCCCAAUUGCAGGGUGUGGGCUCACAUGUCUGCACCUUGGGCCCACAGGCAAGACAAUCUGCUGAAUACAGAGACCUGAACCCUUGCUUCUCUUGCAGCACCUCGAUCGCCCCUGCUGGGCCACACCAGCAGCCUUGUUCCAACCCCAGCAGCACCCCCGGUUGCAGGAUGGGUAAUUUAUUAUUUAUUUGCAUUGUGGUGGCAUUCAGGAGCCCUACCCAGUCAUGGACCAAGCCCCUUGGAGGCAGGAGCUGCACUAAUUCAGAACGGAGGGUCAGGCCCUGUGAGUGGACUUAAGAUCAGAGUCUAGUGGGGAUAGUGCUGUGAUUAGCAGUGGGGGCCACACUAAGGUCAGGGUUCGCUAAGAUUGUAGUUGAGCUUGGAGCUAGAACAGGGGUUGGCAAUAAGUUUUCAUGGGGGGGCACCCCAAGAUUUUGGUAAGUGGUCAAGGGCCAUGCUUUUCUAUGGAGGGGCUAUGGGGUCUGGGAUGGAGGUUGGGUGCAGAAGGGAGCUCGGGGUAAGGGACUGGGGUGCAG